UGUACAUGCGAUUGGCUGAUUAUCGAGGCUCCUGGUCGUCCUGGCCAAGGGGCUCAAGCGAGCUCUGUCUGAGGACCUCUUUUUUCUCUUCCCCCAGAUACUUGAUAAUCCUGCCAUGUGCCACUCCUGGUGACGGCUCUUCUGUUUCGAAUUCUCUUCUCGUUUUGUUUUGCUAUCAACUGGCCGGCCCAGCACUUUCCUUCUACAUACAGACUGACUUGGUUUUAUAUUUGUUUCUUACCCCCUUCCUUCUGUUUCCUUUCGGGUCUCGUCCUUCACUGAAACUCUCAAAACACUCUUGCCAAUUGUUCCAAGAGACAUAUACGACGAUCAUGGUUCCUCUUUUUAGCCCCUCUGGCUUUGGUCGUUUCAAGGAUAGUCAUAGCCGUUUGACUGCGAGCGCUUCACAAAAGUCGGUGCCUUCGCCAAUGCCAUCACCCUCGCAGCCUUCGCCUGAACCAAUGGCGACUGUACUUAUUGGCCCCAAGCAACAGCGCUUCAAGGUCAAUAAGCGGCUGUUAUGUGCAACCUCGCCCUUCUUUGCCGACCGUUUUGGUGAUCCUUCAAGCUCAAAGUCGAUCUCGUUAUGGCUACCUCGCGAAUCAUCCUCAAUGUUCGGUCUGUUUGUUGACUGGGUUCACCUCGGUCUUCGGUUUCGUCCACAUCUUGAUGAGAUGAUAUCUAAUGCAUACGAUGCUGGUCUUGAAGCUUCUCAAAAUAUCCACUGGUCUCUCAUCCGCUUGCACCUCUUUGCAUCACGUCUUGGACUCUAUCGACUCCAGGACCUCGCCAUGGACUCCAUUCAGGACCUCUACCUUCGCUGCGAUUGGGACGUUCCCUCUGGUCUCAUUACUUUCCUCUACACAGAAUGCGAGGAUCUCGCUGCUGUCCGACUUCGAAGAUGGGCUGUAGCCAUGGUCGCCUUCUCCUUCACUGGUGGGCCCCGUCUCACCUUCCACCCUCAGGAAUCUGCUACUUCGGAACCCACCCGCUUCAGUGAUCUACUAGAAGAGCUGCCGGAGUUUGCAAGCGACUAUGACAUACAUAUGGAAAAGAUGCGGCUCUCAGGUCUCGAUAUUCGCUUCAAGAACCCACAGCUGCGCAUUCCAGCCAAUCGCCUCCGCAAUGAUGAACGCGCAUUUGGGUUCCGCCAAUGUUCCUUUCACUCCCAUCGCUCAAGCGUCGGCGAGCGACGAUGCCCUCACGAAUCAGGCUCAACAAAACACCGCCGUGUUUACCAAUCAUCGGUCAAGGAAUCAGGGCCAGAAUCCACAGGUCUGAGCGCCCCAACCCGGAGAUAUCGCGAUGUCGUGCCCAGACCACUCUUUUCCGGGCCAGUAGACUCAGAUAUCGGCGAGGACGACGAUGACGAGAUUUCAAAAGCGAUAAAGCAUGUAAGAUCUAUUUCAAGUACACUCAAGACUUGAAGGGAGACAAUCAUUGCUAAAGAGAGAGUGGCUGAUGAGAAUGAAUCCCGCAAGGGGGCUGGGUGUGAAACUGAUCUGCUCGAUCGCCAUCAUGGCUCCUCCAUUGAUCUCAAACAGCCCCAAGACAACUCACAGAAACUUGACUUAAAAUUUGAUCAUCGAGAUCAAACAGGACGAGAACUGGAUUAGAUGUCGGCGAAAUGAACGAGACACAUCUUGGUGGUGAGCAUACCUAAAAAGAGCCUGAUUAUUUUCUGUACCCGAGGGGGGCUAAACCAGCUCUGUUCUCGAGCACGUCCGGAAAGUCGCACCGCUGCCUCUCGGCUAGGAAGCUCGAGGACCUUUAUAUAUCGCCUCAUGUCUGUGACAUGGGCCUUCGUCAUACGACGAUACAGGCUGUUCCACCAGUUCUUUGUUUUUCCUUUUCUUAUUUUUAUAUAUAUACGCAAUCUAGCCAGGUCUCCUGGAGAGAGUUGGCCAAAGUUCAAGCGAGUCUUGAGAGCAAGAUAAUAUUCUUUGUAAAAUAGUAUUUAAUGUACAUAACGACAAGAUAUCCUAUCAUAACAAGAG
Molecule: messenger RNA, 1997 nt
Organism: Fusarium verticillioides 7600
Lineage: Eukaryota; Fungi; Ascomycota; Sordariomycetes; Hypocreales; Nectriaceae
Exons: 1
Coding region: 6-1427 (473 amino acids)
Source: RefSeq, a predicted model, not a curated record